Messenger RNA from Myripristis murdjan (pinecone soldierfish), 5844 nucleotides. RefSeq names its product sterile alpha motif domain containing 9 like (gene samd9l). Gene Ontology annotation, cellular component: cytoplasm. Gene Ontology annotation, molecular function: protein binding. The record is from RefSeq and is a predicted model, not a curated record. Lineage: Eukaryota; Metazoa; Chordata; Actinopteri; Holocentriformes; Holocentridae. The transcript is spliced from 4 exons. The coding region runs from base 532 to 5172 and encodes 1546 amino acids.
AGAAGAAGAAACGGUACAAAAACAAUAGGCCCUCUCUCCGUUGGAGGGCGAGGGCCUAAUAAAGAAUUCCACAGCUUUUCCCUAAUCGUAGCUGUAACCAGUAAGCCAAAAUAUAAGGGAAGCAAGACUGCCAUCCCACAGUGAAAAAAAGUCGAGUGGGUGGUGGAGUGAGGUAAUGCAUUUCUCAGGAAGUGAAACUUAGUCGUCUCGCCAACUCUCACUGACUGCGGCAGGCAGCAGAAAGAGGAACAACGGUCCCGAGAUGAGUCCAUGCCUCACCUUAGUUUUUGCACAAACUUUGGGCUUGAUGAAAGAAAGGGUUUAUACUUUGUGAAUUUCGUUUAAAAACACCAAAAAACAGGAACAGCUCUCCCUCGAUCCCUCUCAACUCGAGGCCUUUCCGCUUCUAAAGAGUGGAGAAAGGUAGGAAAGUCGGGGCAGAGAGAAGGGACGACACGCCGCGAAGAACAUCACAAAAUGGUCACGCUGAUGAUGUAAAACCUGUGGUGGGAGGAGACAGAAAAGAGCAUCAUGGCUGAUGAACUUGGCCCGUUGCCUGGAGAAUGGAGUGAAUCUCAAGUAAGCGCCUGGUUAAAAAGUAUUGGAGUGAAGGAGCAGUACAUCAAAAAACUAUAUGAGGAAGAGGUAGAUGGACGAGUCCUCCUUGAGCUGAAUGAGGACUAUCUGAGGAAAGAGACUGGCAUGAGAUCGGGGCCUGCUCAUUUGCUAAUCACAAAGAGAGAUGAACUUAUCAGUUCCCAACUAAAAUCUCAGGAGAGGCAGAGGACCACCAGCGGCCAGAAAAGUGAGUUGAAAGGGAAAAAAAAUAAACAGAAAUCAGCUACUCUUCCUGUAGCAAGUGAAUGUCUUCCAGCACAGAUGCCAGAGACUGAACAAGGUGCCUUGGAAGAGAGACAGACUCAAGACCAGACUCUCUGUGCUUUGACUUUAAAGGAAGACUGCAAACCACGACCAUUUGAUAAAGAAGGCAUUGAUUUUGCAUAUGUUAAGCACAGGGUUCUUCAGCCUGAAUCUGGUGCCUUUGAUCUGAUAUCUCCUUGCCAUGAAUAUAAAUCUUUUGCUCUCGCUGCAACAUUGGACCGCACAAGGCUACAAGCAAAAUUUGCCAAGGAAGUUUUUAAAUUUGGGGUUGGCUGUAUGAAUAUCAGAUCAAAUGGGACAAUACAUUUUGGUGUGAUGGACAGCAAAGAUGAUACAGGCUACACACAUGGUGAGAUAAUUGGCAUCCCUGUAAAAGAGAAAGACAUGUAUACAGAUGCUUUAGAUCACAUUGAGAAGAGCUUCUCUACCUCUGAUGGAGAGCAUGUACGUCAGUGUGUGCGUCCUCCUAGGUUCAUUGAGGUGAUUGACAGAAAAAGUACUGAAAAAAUGUAUGUGGUAGAAGUUGACAUUGUGCCAUCGAUAAGUAUUGUUAAAGGCAGAGUGUACUCAGUUCGUUUGCCAAACUUCAAAGAGUCAGCUAACAAAGUGGAACAUGAGAAAGACACAGUUUAUCGGAGGGUAGGUUCAAAGUCAGAGCCAGUGAGUGACAAGGACCAAAACAAUUUCUACCUCAGAGUCAAAGAGAGGGAUGUCCAAAGAGAAGAAGCAGAGAAGCGUCAGUUCCUCAGUGCACCAGACAUCUGCCAAGACCUUGGAAGGAAGCUUACAAUGCUUAUGACUAAUGGAAAGAAAUUUCUUGAAAAGGACAAAUGGUACAUACUUGUCACAAACAAAUUCAAAUCUGAUGAUCUUUCCAACUUGGACUGGUUACUUAACAUGAAGAUAUUCUGUGUGUUUGACUUUGACCCAGACUCAAAGCUAUCAGGGCUUUGCAGUAAAUACAUCCAGCAUCAUGCUGCAAACAUGCAUUUCAUGCAGAACUAUAGGAUAUCCAGUGGCAUGAGCGUGAAGGAUCUUGAAAGCCACUUGAAUCUGUUUGACCAAACUAGCUGGAUCUUUUGUAAUGGGCGUACAGAUUACAAAGGAAAUGAACCCACCUUUGAUGAAAUGGAAUGGAUUAGGACAAAAAUGACACUCCUGAGGGAAUCCGUGUCAUUGAUCUGUAAACAAAUGUUGCCAAAAGGCACAUUCCAGGUAAUUUUCCUUCUCACAUCACCAGUUGAGAAACCUAUACUGCACACCUUCUAUGAGUUUUUCACUGACAUGGAAGGCCAUGAAGACAUCAUUUGCAUCUCUGAAUCUGAGGAAAACUUUCAGAGGUGGCAAAGUUUUGCUGAAAGUUCAUGUGGAACAGAAACAGUCAACCAUUCCAGUGUUGUUGGAAUGAAAAUGAGCCACAUCAAUGCAACAUUGCAGCAAAUUCAACCAGUAAACUUGCAUGUCACCAAGCACUUACCCAUCUUUGUAAAAGGGACAUGUUUUCUUGAAGCACAUGCAGAAGAAAAUAUGUACUCUCUGGAAAUCCUGGCUGUUGAUCAUUGUGAUGAAACCAAUGAAGACUACAUUGAAGCAGAGAAAGCUAACAUUGAACGCCAGUUCUACCAUGGAGGGAAAGUGACCUGGUUGAAUUUUUGGCUUGCUGAGCAUGGAUAUGUUGGAGAAGUAAUUGAAAGGGAUGCUUACAAUGAUGUUUCUGAACUUCUCAAAGAUGCUUUGAAACAGAAUGUUGAUCAGAGUCCUGUCAAUCGUAUUAACAUAUAUCAUCAUCCAGGAAGUGGUGGAAGCACUGUGGCAAGGCAACUUAUGUGGAAAAACAGGAAAAACCUAAGAUGUGCUGUUGUGAAGCCCUCAUACUCAGCUGCUGUUGUUGCAAAACAUGCAGCUGAGCUGAGAGAAUAUGAAGAGAAAGAUCCUAACAAAUGUCUUUCUGUACUGCUCCUCAUUGAAGACUCAGACCAAGAUUAUCUUGAUGAUCUGAGGAAUGAGCUUUUCGCUGCCAUUCACACCAAGCAAAACCAUGACAAAACACCAUGUUUCAUUUUGUUUAGCUGCAGAAGAUCCAAUGAUCCAGAGACAAGAUGCAAGGAGUCCCCAUUAAGGAAUGUAGCGGUCACUCACAAACUGUCUGAUAAGGAGAAAAGAAAGUUUGCUGGAAAGCGACAGACACUUGAGGAAUGUUAUGAGCCUAAGUUCAUCUUGACAUUUGUUUUGAUGAGUGAAGAGUUCAACCCUCACUACGUUGAAAAAUUUGUGCAGCAUUUGCUGCAAGGCAUUGAUCAUGAAUCUGCCGUCACUCUCCUCAUUAAGUAUGUGGCUUUGCUUAAUACAUAUGUUCAAAACUCUUUCAUCUCUCAGUCCCAUUGUGAAGCUCUGCUUGGACUUACCAUCCACACAGAUAGGUUUCGCCAGCAUGGCUUUGAGAACUCUCUCAGUGAGCAAGCUAAAUUGGUCUUCUUACACCUUAGAGAUGACAAGACUUACAUUCAGUCAGUCAGAAUCAUCAAUCCAUUUGUGGCAGAGGAAAUUCUCCGGCAGCUGCUGGGGAAUCAAAACAGCCAAAGUAAUCUGGCAAUGAAUCUUGUCUGUAAUGAAGUGCUUUUUGAGCACAGAUUUGGAAAGGAGGAUUACCAGGGAUGUUUGAGAGCACUAUUCAUAAGACGCUCCAAAAUAAGCAGAGGUGAUGAAUUUGAUAGUUUUUUCUCUCCUCUGGUUGAGCAUGUGUGUAAUAAUGAAACCCCAGAAAAAGCAAUUGAGCUUCUCAAGAAAGCAUAUGAAUGUUUUCAUAAAGAUCCUUUCUUUGCACAGCAACUUGCUCGUCUGCAUUAUUCCUUUGAGAAGUUUGAAGAGGCAAAACACUGGGCAGAGAUAGCAGCCAAACAGAUGCCCAACAACUCAUACAUUCUAGACACAAAAGGCCAGGUAUACAGCAAAUGGUUCCAAGCGAAGUGCAAAGCCAUUGAGAACGUACCAAAGACAGCCCAAAAUACAGCAGAUGCUGUAAACACUGCUCUGACAGCCAUUGAGUGUUUUAAAGAAUGUGAAAAGGCCGCUGUUGCAGAAGCAGAAAAUAACAACACUUCAGGAUUUUUUUCUGAAGUAGUUGUUGGCUGCAGGCUGCUCAAACUGAUUUUUUCAUUGCAAGUGUUUUCAAACAAAACUUAUGGCCAUUCAGAAUGCAUAAAAUACCUUACAACAGAUCACAUUCCUGAGGAAAUCAAAGAACCUUGGGAACCUUUUCAUAGCCGUUUGAAAAACCUUAAAGACACACUGGCUGAAGCCUUAGAGUACAUCUCAGUGGACCUCAGUUACUUCCAGAAAGAAAUUGGUGAAGAAACAGAAACAAGUGGAAGUCCUGAGAUGAACAUAAGCAAUCCACUAGCAUGGUUGGUGAAAAAGUCUACAGAGUAUGCAAAGUAUUUCAUCGAAGGUGUUUCUAUAACACAGCUGAAGCAAUAUAAGUCAAACCUAGCCAGUUUAUCGCUUUCCAAGAAGCGCAUGAUUAUUUAUCACCUUGGUGGGGGUAAUAUAACAUCCCUUCUCUACAAACUGACUGACCAGAAAGAAAGAGGUCAACUUCAAAUACAGCUUCUUGAGGAUAUCAUCUCUCUCUACUCCCAUGAUCCAUGUCAGGCCGGAUUUAGUCAAGUGGAUCUUGCUAACUACAUAGUGACCCAUAUUGCUUUGAAUUGUCUGGCACCUCAGUCUCCAAAGGUAGCUACUCUGAAAACUCUGCAGGACCUCAGUAAGCAGUUCCCAGCUGACAAAAAGAAGUGUUCUCCUACUACUCUGUUCUUGCUUACCAUGCUGUCUUGGCCAGAUGAUGGAGAUAAAGAGAAAGAAGCCAAAUAUGAAACAGUGCAGUUGGCUGUCAGACACCUCAGAGACCACUACUUGACUAAGAAGAAGGACAUUCCUCAGCGAAAGCGAAGAAUUUACACCCAUUUUUUCCUGAGCAAUGCAAGUGGAUUGAACAAAUUUGUCCACAAGACCAAGCUUCAAACAAUCCUAAAGGUGCGCUCAAUCUCUGAGAAACGGAUGAAAUGGUUCACAGGGGAAGCAUGGAAAAUGCCUGAGAUCGCUCAAAUGUUGAAACAUGUCUCUGGUUGGACUGAAGAUGGAAAAGUGUACCUUGAGGGUCCUCAGAGAAAUAAGUUUGAGAUCCCUGCUCUCUAUACACUCUCAGUGCCUCCUGGCAAUGAAAAUGUCACUUUCUACCUGGGAUUUACUCUCAGAGGACCCGUUGCAGUCAACAUCACUGUGGAAAAGUAGUCUGCCCUUCAGCAAUGGCCUUGUCAUAUAUGGAUGUACUAAUAAUGUACUUAUCAUGAUCUCCUCACCAACUCAUUAGCCCAUUUACCUUUUUAUUCUCAAAAAUAUGUGUCAGAAACUCAAAAUGUUUGGGUGGAAUAGUCUGUAAGGGUUAGUUAUCCUAGACACAACCAUUUAAGACACAACAUUUAACUAAGAGUUUAUAAUUAUGGCACCCUAAUUAAGCCAAGUCUCUUAUCACUUACCACUUCCAAGUUUACUGUUUAUAUAUUCUGAUGUUUGUUGCUGAGUUGAACUUUUGUUGACAGAUUAAUGUUGUUUGAAAUAAUUUAUGCAAACUUAACUAUAUGUGUCAUGUUUGAAUUAAAAUGCAUUCUUUUUUGUUAUUCAACAGCUGCAGUAACAUUUCUCUGUUGUGUACCGUAACUUACUGAAGAUGAGAUUUUUUUUUGUGAUUUUUGUGAUUUUUGUGAUUAUUCUGAUGUUCUGAUGACGAUGACAAGGAUCAUUGCUGGUAUUAUUACUAUUCUUAAUAUUCAGGUGAUGUUGAGACAGUUUUAUUGAGUAUUGCUGAAUUACUCCAUUUUGUUUUGUUUUUUACCUUGUUGCAUACACAUAUCUAUUUACUUGCAAAUACUCAUGAUUCUUAAGUAAAGAUUAAAUGUGAACUCA